This is a messenger RNA of Klebsormidium nitens, 1563 nucleotides long. Lineage: Eukaryota; Viridiplantae; Streptophyta; Klebsormidiophyceae; Klebsormidiales; Klebsormidiaceae. The record is from the annotation of a GenBank genome assembly.
AUGACGCCACAAAAGCUUCCCCCGCAUCAUGACUUCUGGCGACAGCGCCUUGAAAGAGGGAGAGAGAUGGGCCUCGAGUCUGAGCUUGGGAAGAAGGCACUAGAAGCGGGUCGAAGCUUAGACAUCGAUGGCGUGCGAGCUCAUGUAGAAAGCUUGGUUUCGUGUCUCUCAGAGCCGCAGAGGUACGAAGAGCUGCUGCGUGAGAUUGGCGACGCGCAGGUUGUGCUGAUUGGGGAGGCAACGCAUGGAUCGCGAGAGUUCUAUGAAGAACGUGCGAACAUCUCCAAGCGCCUCAUCGAGGAGAAGGGCUUCUCGCUGGUGGUCUGCGAGGCGGACCUGGUCGCCAUGGCCCGCGUGGACCGCUACGUCCGCGGCGAGUCGCUUGACGGCAGCGCGGCCGCGGCGCUUUCAGGGUUUACCCAUUACCCGCGGUGGAUCUGGAGAAACAAGGAAGUUGAGGACUUCGUGGAGUGGGCCAGACGGCACAACGAGAAGGUGUUUCUGCAGGAUACCCGGAACGGCUGUGCAGUAUCGAUCCACGGGUGCGACCUGCACGGACUUUAUAAGUCCUUGGACGUGGUUAUCCAGUAUCUAAAGAAGAGAGACCCCGAAGCCGCAGAACGGGCUAAGCAGCGCUACUCCGGCUUCGCUCAAUUCGCAUCCGACGCGCACGAAUACGGCUUCGCCACGUCAGGCGGACACGGCCACAGCUGCGAGGAUGACGUCACCCUUGUGUUCGCCGAGCUGCAGGACAUGGGGCGGCCCGCGGCCGCGGCCGCGGCCGCUCGCGACAGCGCGUGCGGCCACCGCUGCCAGGACGAUGAGUACUUUUUUGCAUUGCAGAACGCAGUCGUGGUGAAAGAUGCGGAGGCGUACUACCGGACCAUCUACGAAUCGUACGAAGCUGCGUGGAUCAUACGCGACCGACACAUGUUCAACGCGCUAGUGGCCCUGAAGGAGCACUGCGAGGAGCUGUGCGGCGGGGUCUGCAAGGCGGUCGUGUGGGCGCACAACUGCCACGUCAGCGAUGCGCGCGCGACGGAGAUCGCCUGGGACUGGAACCAGAUCAACACGGGGCAGCUGUGCAAGGAACGGUUUGGCGACGACGCUUUCAGCAUUGGCUUCAGCACUUUUGGUGGCACCCUCACGGCGGCCCCUGCGUUGGGGGAGCCCGGGCGGUGCGUGCAGCUCCGGCCCCCGGCUCCAGGCACCUUUGAAUGCACUCUAGAGCAGGUGUCGCCCGCCCGCUUUCUGCUGGAUUCGCGGAGGGCCGAACCGCACGACAUUGUGCUGAUGAAGCGGUCCAUCGGCCUCGUGUACCGAGAAGAUGCCGAGGGGGACAACUAUUACAGGGCCAAGGUUUUCCAGCAGUACGACAGUAUGAUCCACAUCGGCCGAACAACUGCGGUGGAACCUCUCGACAAUGAGUCGGCGUCUGGCGAGAUUGAGGAGGUAGACGAGACGCCUCAGACUUAUCCAUUUGGAAUCUAGAUGCCUGACCUCAGUAAACUGGCGAGGCGCGCACACGCUCGACUAAGCAAAUUUAGGCCGUAGAAGGAAGAU